AAAUGUGGGAAGGUUGCUAAAUAUCAAGCAGAGACUUCAACCAGCAUCUUCUGUUACCGUUAAAGAACAGAAUAAACACAAACCCGAUCUGCACCGGAGGAUUAUGGGUACAUGAUGCCUGGAUAAUUUAGCAGAGCUUUUUACCUGCUCUUCAUCUUUACUCCGACUUGAAAGCCAGAACAAAUCCAUCUCUGUUGGGAUAGCUUAAAGAGCCCCUAUUAUGCUUUUGGGGAUUUUUCCCGUCUUCCAAAAGGACCAACUCUGGGAUCUUCCAAAAGGACCAACUCUGGGAUCUUCAUAAGGGACAAACUCUGGCAUCUUCCAAAAGGACAAAUUAUGGGAUCUUCCAAAAUGACAAACUAUGGGAUCUUCCAAAAGGACAAACUCUGGCAUCUUCCAAAAGGACAAAUUAUGGGAUCUUCCAAAAUGACAAACUAUGGGAUCUUCCAAAAGGACCAACUCUGGGAUCUUCCAAAAGGACCAACUAUGGGAUCUUCCAAAAGGACAAAUUAUGGGAUCUUCCAAAAUGACAAACUAUGGGAUCUUCCAAAAGGACAAACUCUGGCAUCAUCUUCCAAAAGGACAAACUAUGGGAUCUUCCAAAAGGACAAACUAUGGGAUCUUCCAAAAGAUCAAAUUAUGGGAUCUUCCAAAAUGACAAACUAUGGCAUCUUCCAAAAGGACAAACUAUGGAAUCUUCCAAAAGGACAAACUCUGGCAUCUUCCAAAAGGACAAACUAUGGGAUCUUCGAAAAGGACAAACUAUGGGAUCUUCCAAAAGGACAAACUAUGGAAUCUUCCAAAAGGACAAACUAUGGGAUCUUCCAAAAGGACAAACUCUGACAUCAUCUUCCAAAAGGAAAAACUCUGGCAUCUUCCAAAAUGACAAACUAUGGGAUCUUCCAAAAGGACAAACUCUGAGAUCAUCUUCCAAAAGGAAAAACUAUGGGAUCUUCCAAAAGGAAAAACUAUGGGAUCUUCCAAAAGAUCAAACUAUGGGAUCUUGCAAAAGGACAAACUAUGGGAUCUUCCAAAAGGACAAACUAUGGGAUCUUCCAAAAGGACCAACUAUGGGAUCUUCCAAAAGGACCAACUAUGGGAUCUUCCAAAAGGACAAACUAUGGGAUCUUCCAAAAGGACAGACUCUGGGAUCUUCCAACAGGACAAACUAUGGGAUCUUUCAAAAGGACAAACUAUGGGAUCUUCCAACAGGACAAACUCUGAGAUCUUUCAAGGGGACAAACUAUGUGAUCUUCCAAAAGGACAAACUAUGGGAUCUUCCAAAAGGACAGACUCUGGGAUCUUCCAACAGGACAAACUAUGGGAUCUUUCAAAAGGACAAACUAUGGGAUCUUCCAACAGGACAAACUCUGAGAUCUUUCAAGGGGACAAACUAUGUGAUCUUCCAAAAGGACAAACUAUGGGAUCUUCCAAAAGGACAAACUAUGGGAUCUUCCAAAAGGACAAACUCUGAGAUCAUCUUCCAAAAGGACAAACUAUGGGAUCUUCCAAAGGGACAAACUCUAAGAUCUUCGAAAAGGACAAACUCUGGGAUCCUCCACAUCUUUGUGCUGCUGUUCGUUAUUUGUCUCAGGUGGUACCACUUCAGCAAACCUUUCACUGAACUGUGUACUUAGACUGGUUAAAGGGUUAAAGGGUGAUCCGUCUAAUCCGACAGCUGAAUGAAUCCAAGUGCUCUUAAUCUUUCGACCUCCUCCUCCUUCGUCUUUUCGUUUGUAUUUGAAAGCAUGCUGGCAUGCGUUCUACCUGGCUUCACUUGAAGUCAAGAUGCGGUUUUGACUUUAUUGUUGCAAAGUCAAAACAAAGUGGGAUUAUGAGAAUCCUACCAAAGUCAUUUGCAGCUAACAGGUGCUAGUUUGUGUUCAGUUACUACUUUAAUACUUAAGUACGUCAGGUUUACAGAUUGUUUACUGACAUCUGAGAUUAGGAGUCAUUACUGAUUAUGUAAAUUUGACAAAAAAAACUUGGAGGUAACCAUAUAGUCAUGGCAGGUUGAAUUUUCCAGCACUUAAAAACUGAAAUUAGUUGGAUUAUGGAAGGUAAGAAAUCAGUUUGCUGGUUAGGAAGAAGGUCAUGAUGAAUUAAAGUAUUACGUUAACUUUACAUGAUUUGUAGUUGGAGUGUAAUUUUGUUAUUUUUCAACCUGGACCCUGUUUUCCCAUGCAUUGGUGUCUAAGUGACUAAUGUGAACAAAAAUCUUGAGCAAAAGUCUGUAACACAGUCAGUCAGCGUCUACUAAAAGUUCUGUUGUUGCUGCUGACAGACUCAGAUUAUUAUUAUACACGCUAAAAAUCCUGAUUAU
This is a messenger RNA of Perca fluviatilis (European perch), 2323 nucleotides long. RefSeq lists its product as uncharacterized. The transcript has 3 exons. The record is from RefSeq and is a predicted model, not a curated record. Lineage: Eukaryota; Metazoa; Chordata; Actinopteri; Perciformes; Percidae. Gene Ontology annotation, molecular function: protein binding. Bases 537 to 1637 code for a protein of 366 amino acids.